This is a messenger RNA of Mycena citricolor, 2155 nucleotides long. The record is from the annotation of a GenBank genome assembly. Lineage: Eukaryota; Fungi; Basidiomycota; Agaricomycetes; Agaricales; Mycenaceae.
GUCAAAUUGCAGGCUGUCGCUCAUUUCACGACCUGUCUGUGCCAAAGCAGUGCGCAAACCGACCGGAUGUCUCAGUGCUUGACUCUGUCGCGCGCGCCCGCGCGUCUGUGGGGGCGCAUGGCCGGUAGUUCGUACAUUCCCCUGCUUGUCGUCCAUCGUGCUGUCUACGAUACAGUUGGUUUCUAUGCCCAUGUCGUUCAUAUCCAGCUGGUUUCUCUUUGUGUCCGUUCGCUGUCGUGCUACCGUCAUCUUCGACUUGACCAGACUGCCUGUGCUGAAGCGUUCAAGUCCCAUGUUCUGAAAGUUUCCCGCUUCGCUCUAUGCUUCUUUCUCGUUGCCAUCGACCGUCCUGGUGCUGGUCUAUUCACAUCGCAGCCAUCAAUGAAGCCAGUGUGUAGAUGUUUGAGAGGGCCCCCGCACGGCACAUAACCAAGCAACCAAGCUCGCGCUUCCGCUUCUUGUUUCGCGCGCCGGACUGGACAGUCCUCGACUACCUAUGUGCUGCCCAACUCUGAAACUCUGAAAGCUCCCAGUGCUUGCAAACAGUUCAGGGUAAUGAGUCGGAGUCGUUCCUCCUUGAAUCAAAAUGCCCAAGGAUCGACAGUCUAACCCUAGUCUCCCCCAGGCAAUGACUCCGAUUCCGGGCACUAACUAUCUCCGGCGAUAUCUUCCGCAUCAUACUCACUAUCUGCGAAGCCCAUUCUCGAGUCUUUCCAUGAAUCUCAGCACUAGAAAACCAUUCCUUCAGGCAUCACCGCCGUCCCGAGGCGGGCGCAGUGCACACCGUGCUCCACAACUUUACUGUAAAUCAUUGCAGGAAAUAUGCGGCCGCGCCGUCUCGAUGAGCUGGUCGCUUCCACACGCGCGAGAGGCUCGUUGGGGAGUUUGAUCUCGGCUCGGGAAUACAUACUCCUCCCAGACUCGACCAACUCUGCACUUGGCAGAAAGACUGAGAAAGCCGUGUAGAAUUCCCGAAAGGGUUGGUGUCAAUCGAUCGCUGACGGUCGCGACUGAGGGAAUUGUGGACUGCCGAUGAUCUUUUGACGCAUCUUCUGUAUAGGCACCUGUAGACUUGCUUGUACGAUACUGGUACUGCUCCGGUUAGCAGCUCGAGCGACCGUGGGCCUCCGACUAGUCGUGAGAUGCACCGCCUGAGGCCUGAUGAGAUGGGUCGGUCACCUCACAGCCACAUUCGCAGCUUGAGUCUGCUUCAGAUUGAGCCCCGGCAGUGUCUCGGCGACUCAUGUCGCAGUUGCCGGCUGAGCUGCAGCGCGAGAUAUUCGAAACUGCCGCACGAAACGACCGGUCUACUAUCCCGACUCUCCUCCUCGUUGCACGCCACGUUCACGCAUGGAUAGAACCGCUCCUCUUCCAUGUCGUGAUUAACAUGAACGUUGGUCAACGUACAGCCCUUCGCUCUCUGAUGCAGACCAGGCCCCCUGACUUCUUUCGUCGUGGGGUCCGUCAUCUCUGGCUGGACGAGAGCGCAGAGUGGUCGUCCACAGAGACCCUUGCUCUUCUCAGCCUCUGUCCGUUGAUCAGGUCCUUCGCCUUUCGCCUCGGUUUGUCCCCGGAAGGUGUACUUCCAAUCCUAGACACAUUUCAGCACCUGCGAUAUCUGGAUGGGUUUCUCGAGCUCAUCUUCGGGUCUCGUCAAGGCAUCGACCUGGGGCGACCCUUCUUUCAGCGCUUGACGCAUCUGAGCCUGUUCGAUGUAAUCGACAAGACGCUCUGCUCCGGGCUCGCAACGCUGCCUGCUCUGACACAUCUCGCCCUCCAAACCACGACCUCUUUUCGGUUCACCUCGCGUCUCUUGAGAACUUGUACGAGCUUGCGCGUCCUUGUGAAAAUCGCUGAGGACCUUGAGGACGCCGAAAUAGAAUUGAAGGUUAUUCACCGCUUCGGUUUGGAGGAUCCGCGAUUAGUCCUAAUAGUCGUGCGGGAUCCCUUUGACGAGUAUGGGUUAGACCGGGAAGUCGGUGCAUUGGGCGGCAAGAACAUGUGGGUCAUUGCCGACGACUUCGUCGCCCGCAAGGGAUCUGGAGAGAUGGAAAAGUCGCACUACAUCGUGGAACAACCCUUGUGGGAUCAGUACUUUUUAGAAUGGGGGCCCUUUGAUACAGUCUGGGAGCCCUUUGAUAUAGCCUGGGGGGUC